Molecule: messenger RNA, 298 nt
Organism: Meloidogyne enterolobii
Lineage: Eukaryota; Metazoa; Nematoda; Chromadorea; Rhabditida; Meloidogynidae
Source: the annotation of a GenBank genome assembly
AAAAAUGAAAAAUAUUCCAAAUUCCACAACAAUUCCAUCAAGCAGCAAUAUCACAGUUUUACAAAAACAACGAAAAUGUUUCUUGAUAGACACUCUCCUCGAACAAAGACAGAAACGCCUUGAAGCCGCUUCGAAUAAUAAGGCAAAUGAGACCAAAUUUUGUAACACUGUGAGGGAUCAGAAAGAAUGCUUUGAUAAAAAUGAAAAUAUACGUCAAGUGGAUUUUGAAGAGAAUCAAGAAGAAGCAAGGAAUGAAAAUAAUGAUAAAGAAUAAGCUAUUGAAGAAACUCUUCCUAGC